UUGUUUUAUUGUUCAGGGUACACACACCGGAGCGGCCAUAUAGUUUAUAUAUAAAGAGCUCAUCUCGGGGCACGCCGGUCUUACAUAACAAACGCAUCAUCGCUGUGAAUUGAUGACCGUUACUACGUGCGGGAUAUUAUGGAUGUUGUUGAAGUUGUUGUACAUAGCCUAGCAUGUUUAGAUAGAACAAAAAAUUGUCAUAAAACUUCAGUUUUGCAUCAAUGAAACCGUUAGAUUCAGAUGAGGAGGAAGCAGAGCAGCUGGGUGCUUACCAAAAAGAGCUAAGACAACGUGCAAACCAGAGCAUACAGCAGCUGAGCAGUGCUCUGGAGCAGCUGAGCUCUGAUGGAGAAGAGGUGGAGGAGCCCAGAGGCACUGACAUCAGCCUCUUCACCACCAUGGCCGAAGAGGACAAGGCUGCAUUGAGCCAGAAGACACAGAGUGAAGCAGUUAAUCAGCUGAAGAGCCUUUUACUGAAGCAGGGCAGAGAAAUUCCCUCUCCUCUCUCACCUUCAAACAAACAGUCUCCAUCCAAGAGAGUACAGCAGGAGGGAAGGUCCAACUUUGCUGCUUUUCAGGAUUUUGUCCCAGUGGUUCACAACCAGUCAGAGUACAUCCAACACCUGGAAGCUGAGGUCAAACUGUGCAAGGAGGAGCUGCAGGGGAUGAAACAGCGUAUUAGAGUUGUGGUGGUGGAGAAUGAGAAGUUGCAUUCAGAGCUCAAAUGCAAAGCUGUGGAUGAUUCUCUAAAAGACUUCACAAUCCGAAAUUCCACGGUGAAUGAGAGUAUGGCAGCCAACAGCCACAGCAUGCUGCAGAGAGCAGAACACAUCUCAUGGAAAAAUGAACUGGAACAAUUGAAAGUGAUCUACCAGGCCCAGAUUGAAAGUUUGGAGGCUCAGGUCAUCUCCCUCAGGAAGGAUCUGUCAGUCAGUCAGAAGGAGUGUGAGGAGGUGAGGGUUCGUCUGAGACACCGGGAGAAACAGGCUGCAGAUGCACUGAGGGCUGAUGGAGCUCCUCGUGUGGCUGGAUUGUGUCUGAAGUGUGCACAGCAUGAAGCUGUGCUGGCUGGGACUCACACAAAUCUGCAUGUCCAGGCUAUUGACCGGCUCACAAAGGAGCGUGAUGAGUUAUUGGUGGCUCUGCGCGCUGUGCGGGCGAGUCAGCAGGAGGCGCAACAGAGGGAAUGGUCAGCCUGCCUCCAAGUUAAACAGGCUGUGGAGAUGGCAGAAGAAGCAAAUCUCUACAAAGCUAGGGUGGAGGUGCAGUGUGAGCAUCUGUCCAGGGAGCUGACUCGACAGAGGGAACAGCUGGAACGAGAAGCACAGGCCUCACAGGAGAGAAUGACUGAGGCUAGAGAGGAGGGCCGGGCUGAGGCUUGCAAACAGAAAGAGGAGCUGGCACAUACAGUGUCCAGCCUCUCUCAGUGUGUUGCUGAGUUGGAAGGACAGCUGGACAGAGCGCACAGAGACAAGAGCUCACUGACCAAUCAGCUGGAAGAUACCCUUCGCAAAUUUACCAAUCAGGAACAAGACAAUACAAAGGUGUGUGUGGAUCUGCGAUAUCAGCUCAGCCAGGCCCAACUGAAGAAAGAGGAGGCAGAGAGAGAGCUCCGAGAGCUCAAAACCAAGACCAGCAGACGGAUGGAAAAGGCUGCACAGGAAGUGGAAAGGCUGAGCUCAGAGCUGGUUGGCUGUCGGCAGCAUCUGGAGGCGGUCCAAAAGGAUGGGAGCCAAUGGCAGGCCGAAGCCCUGAGCCUAGCAGAACAGCUGGCAAACGCCCAGCGCCAACUGCACCUCACCAGACAGGACAGAGAGAGUGCAGAACGGGCUCAUGAGGAGGAAAUGGCGUCUGCGACCCUUUCAGCGCGGGAAAGAGAGAGAGAGCUGGCUGCGCUGCUGCAGCAGACAGAGGCUCAACACCAGCAGAGAGUUGCAGAGUUGGACAGUCUGCUGAGUUCCCAGAAUUCCCUGAUCAGGAAACUGAAGGAGGAGUGCUGCACGCUGGGAGUCAAACUGGAAGAGCUGACAGAAAACAGCAGAAGAGAGCUGGAGCAGCUGGCCCUAGAGAAGCAACACCUCGAGGAGACGGUAAAGAGUCUGAGAGCUCGCUGCUCUGAUAUGGAGGAUCAAUGUGUCCAGCACGGUCGCAUGCACCAGCGCAUGAAGGACAGGCUGCAGCAGUUGGACCGUCACUGUCAGAGCAGCGCCCAGCAGGUGUGUGAGCUGCUGGCCAAACAGAACCAGCUGAUGCAGGAGAGAAACACACUCACCGAGGAGAUGCAGAGCCUACACAUGGAGAGACGAGUCGAUGCUCUGUCUACAUGAGUCUGUCCUGCCUGUUUCCUCCUCUCGUCUGUCUGGAUCUGAAGUCAGAAAUCUCCUGUUGAUGAGAACAUAUCACCUGUUAUUUAUGUUUUCUACCCAGGGAGACAGGUGUGUUCAUCCUAUCAGAACUGAAAAUCAGGUUUAUAUUUUUUAUUUGGCGAUAGACUGUUACUGUGAUCUGUGGAGCACUUAGAGGUACUAAGAUGUUGUGUUUUGACUUUUUUUCUUUAAAAUAAAUUUUUCACUGAUAAACCAUUUCAAAUUAAUAAAUAAUUACAGCACUUUUGAAAUGUGCUAAAAAAAACGUUUUCUUGUUUAAUUUUUGCAUUUAACGGCAUAGUGACUAUGUUUACAUGCACAAAAGAUUCCAGUUUUUGCCCUACAUGCAGCCGUGCAUACGAUUAAUGUAAAACGCUCAGUUUUCGAGCAGGGGUCGAUGCUCUAACAUGGGGUUUAUCACAAGAAAACAUGGAAAAGUGGAACAGCUGGAGCUGCUUGUGCCAUUUUUAAUAUUGUUUAAAACUAGAUGCAUUUUCUUCACAACAGAAAUGUGAGCAUUUCUUUUGGGUAUGCUUCUCUACCCCAGCUUUGCAUGCGGUUUUCAGAGCUGACCAUAAACAGAUGAGAAGCUUUGUUUCGCAAAUGGGGUAAAAAUCCCAAUUGAGGUUUACAUUUUGAAUGCAAUGUGAACAUAUCCAAAGAAUGCUCUGAAAACCCAAAUAAUAUUGACCCAUCCUACACGUCUUAAUCAGAAAAUGCUGCAGUCCAAAUUCAGGAUACUGAGUAUGCUUUUUACAUGACCUGGAGUACUGUCAUAUUCAGAACAAUGAUGGAAUAUUAGUGCAUUUAAACUUUGUCUCGAAACAAUGUAUUGACUCUCAAUCAUCGCUUAUGAUCCACUAAGUGUGCAGUAGUGGCUAUAUCUGCAGAGCCUCUGUCCUUUUCCUAUAUUUUCUCUUUUCAUUUUGCUGUGUUUAGGACAUAUAUAGGCUUCAGCCUUUGGGCACUGGGUGUGUAGCCCCCAGCCAGUGGCUACACUCCAAAAAAAAUGUACCGACCAGGUGCCAGAUCCUACACACACAUCCAAGAGGAAGCAACAAAAAAAGCUUGGAAAAAAACCCUAAAUAUAGCGAGGACAAAUGCCAAAUGGUCGAAGCUUGGCUUUUCCCCAGUCAGUGGUGGAAUGUAACUAAGUACAUUUACUCAAGCACUGUACUUAAGUACAAUUUUGAGGAACUUUAUACUGCUACUUCACUACAUUUUAGGGGCAAAUUUUGUACUUUUUAAUCCACCACAUUUAGCUGACAGCUUAAGUUACUUUUUGGAUUCUACAUGAAACAAUUUGAUAUAUUUAAAAUGAUUACAUGUUUAUAAAUUAAGUUAAAUAAAAGUGUAUUCAGUAGUUAAAAUGAGCCCUACCUGGACAGCAGUAAAAUGCUGAAAAAUCUGAGUGGGUCCAUUCUGCAUUACGGGUACUUUUACUUUUGAUACUUAAAUUUUAACUCUUAAAUUUUGAUAUUGAUGCUUUUGUACUUUUACUGAAGUAAAGGAUCUGAAUACUUCUUCAAUCACUGGUGUUUACAAAUGGCAACAGACAAGUCCUACUCAUUGUGUCUUUUAACUGAGCUAAAAUGUUCUCGAUAUAAAUAUAGUAAAUAAAAAGUCGACACCA
Molecule: messenger RNA, 3999 nt
Organism: Centropristis striata (black sea bass)
Lineage: Eukaryota; Metazoa; Chordata; Actinopteri; Perciformes; Serranidae
Gene: sdccag8
Product: SHH signaling and ciliogenesis regulator sdccag8
Exons: 18
Coding region: 222-2327 (701 amino acids)
Biological process (GO): neuron migration; centrosome cycle; tube formation
Cellular component (GO): centriole; centrosome
Source: RefSeq, a predicted model, not a curated record